This is a messenger RNA of Cinara cedri, 13243 nucleotides long. The record is from the annotation of a GenBank genome assembly. Lineage: Eukaryota; Metazoa; Arthropoda; Insecta; Hemiptera; Aphididae.
GGUAGCAAAAAAAAAAAAUAGCCGCGGUUCUAAGGAAGAAGACAAUGUCUGUGAGCAACAGGUUUACAGGUUUUCAAUAGUUUUCAAUUUUUGAUACUAAUAAUAUUAUGUAUGUAAAAAAAUUUAAAAAUAACAAUAUUUUUAAUUUACCUACGGCGUGAGUGCGUCACUCAAUAGUCAGUAUGCUUACUACGCCACUCGUUUUUGUUGGUCUUAUUGUUUGUAGUACGGCAUAAGAUGUUUAUUGUUGUUGUUAGUUCGUUGGCAACACAACGGAAACGCAGUGGUAGGAGAUGCAUCCCAGUAAUGCUAUGACCGCAAUAACGGUGGAACUAGUCGCUGGAGACAGUAGCCACCUCCAGUGAUAGAUUUACAGAUCGUUGACGAAGUGUUUUGCAUUUACAGUUUUCCGCGGCAGUCGAUUCCAUUUGUUAUACCUCUUGUAGACGGUGACUAAUACCUAUGGUGUAGUGACAUCCGGUCAGCCAUGCAAUGUCAGUUUAGCGGUAUCGGAUCUAUGGCGGACAACAGGAAGAAAACCACCAUCAGCGACACGUUACCCAAACCGGGAAAGGUCAACUCUGGUAAAUAUUAUUAUCGUUAUCUUAAAUUUAAUUUUCCUGUUUAUUUUUUGUACCCACAUAUUCACUUUGUUAGUCAAUUUAGUAGAUCUCUAGCUAUUUUUGCCCAUAUUUUUUGUGUACAAUCAUGUCCUAAAUUCGCUCAACAAAAAAAGUGGUGGGUGAUUUUAUAUUUUUUGUGACUUUCACUUUUCAAUUAUUGUCUUGGAGCACAAUAACACAUCCGUAUAACUUUAUUAUUAGUCUAACAAUAUUUUAGUGAUUUCGUUUUGGUCCAAUAACAAAUUUAUUCCAAUUUGUUAAGAUAUAAUCAACUCGUUUUUUUUUUUUAAAUUAAAUUUUACCUGGUUUAAGAUUCUAAGUGGAGCGAAAAAGCUUAUGGUUUUAAAAAGAUUUUUAUUUUUAUCUGUGCGUAACUUUUCUACUGAGUCUUGCUACGAUUUUUAAGUGUAGAAAGCAAAUCUGAAAGAAAAUCGGUGUGAGGAUGUACUUUUUAAGGAGAUCAUUUUUCGAUUUUCUCAAGAGUUUUCUCAUCAAAUAUGAAAAAUCGAUAAAUUAAAUAAAUUAUAUAAUACCUGUUUAAUUAUUUUACCAUAAUAUGACAUAUAUAUUAUAUGAGAUGUCAAAUCAUUUUUAGUUCUAAAUCAAAUAUAAUUUGAUACAUAUAAUAAAUAUAAACAAUUUAUAUUUUUUACAUUAAGAGUUUUGUAUAGAUGAAUUACAUGGAAACCAUAAGAUUUACAAAGAAUAAACUUCAAAAAGGAGUUUGACAUUAUAACAAGUGGACUAAGAAUUGGAUUAGCUGCAUUUCCCUGAAUUACUAUACCAUAAAUACAAUGGACUGUGCUAGAACUAGGGUAACUAAAUGCAAAAACAUUAAAUUGAGAAUAUUCUUAAGCAGUUUAAAUUUAAAAAACAAUUUUUGUACCAUAUCUACUACAUGAUUUAUAUGUAAAGAACAUCUUAAAUUUUUAUCAAAAAGCACUUCCAGAUAUUAAUUAAUUCAACAUAUUCAAGUUUAUCACAUUUACAGAACGCUAAAGACCUAUUAACAAUAUGAUAAGUGAACUUUUAAAUGAUUAUAAAUCAAACUUUUAUUAUUAUAAAUAUCAAAAUACGUCUAUUUAGACUUACAAAUAUUUAGUUCUAGUAAAUUAUUUUCAAACCAGUUAACCAUAUUUUCUAAGCUAAUCACAGCUAAAUUAAUUAAUUCUUUACUCAAGGUACUACUAACUUUAAUUAAAUUAUCGUCAGCAAAACUGAUAAUUUUAGCAUUCAAGUUUAAACCAAAAAGACCAUUUAUGGUAUAUAUUAUCAAAAAUAGUGAACCUAAAACUUUUACUUGUGGUACGUCAUAGUUUAUAGGUAAAAAAUUACUCAAAUCAUUAUUGAUCCUAACAACUUGAUAUCUACCAGAUAAAAAAUAUGUGAAUAAAUCUAAUGCUCUAAUUUAUAAUAAUUUAAUAAAAAUAAACUAGCCUAAUAAUAAAUGUGUUUUACACAGUAUUCAAUUUUGUCCACAACUUUUAGAGAUCUGAAAAAAAAGUUAUUGAAGAUUUCUUAAAAUUCCAUGUAAUUUUAAUGCAAAAUACCAAGAGCUCUCGGUGGCACUUAUAAAUACUAAAAUAGAAUGCCUUAAUUUUGAAUACCUUUUUUUUUUUUUUUGUAAAAGAGGCAUUUUUUUUUUCAUUAGUUAACAUGCAGAUUUACGGUUUGUAAAUGUAUUUUAAACAAUUCAACAUAAUUUUUAAAGAAUUCGGUAACCUAGUAUAUUAUGCUUUUGUGCAGAAACCUAAAUAAAUUUUAUUUAUAAAUAGUUGACAUGGCAUUUUUAAAAUUGGUUUGUUUGAAUUCAUGUUUAAAUUAACAAUAGGUCGUAAUAACUAUACAAAGAUACUUAUUUCUUCUUUUGAAUUAAAUCAAUCAUCAUCAUUAUCAAAAAAAACUCAUAAUCUAAAACUUGGUCCAAAAGGCCAGUUUAGCUUAACAUCUAAAUCAUUACCGGUAUUAUUUUACUUCUUUAUUCAAAAUUUUACUUGAAGCUCUCUGAGUAUGUUUUUAAUUUAUCUGACUGUGCAAUGUAAAUUUUAUCUUUUAAAUAUAGUAAAUAAAUAUAUAAAUAAAAAAUGUACAUAUAAAAUAAAAAGGAAGGAUCUAGAUGGGACUUUAAUGUAUAUCUAUAAGCAAUGAUAAACCAUUACUUACGAAAAAAACGAUUCUGCGCCGAGUUUAGUUGAUAGUGAUGUUUUAUCAACAAUAUAUAUGGCAUUUUAUAGUAAAAGAAAAAAAAUAAUUAAAUAAGCUCCAUAUGUUUUCUUCAAUAAAAUUUGUUUAAUGUUGUAUUGAUUUUCCUACAUUUUCCCCAUGUUUUAUCCAGGUUUUUCACUUUUUCUGGGAAAACUUGAGAAAAAUCAAAAAUUGACCCCUCUAAAGUACCGUAUCUCCCUAGAGAAAUUUCCCUUUAAAAACAUUUCUAUCAUUAAAUGUUGAAGAAAAAUAGCUGUUAGAAAAGCUGUGCACAAAAAAAAAAUGCCGUAAUAUAUUUUAAUUAAUCUACAUUUCUUUUAUAUUUUUUUUCGAUUUCACCUUUUACCUUCAAUAUGAGUUUAGUUAGUCAUAAAAAAUUAAUUUAAUUAUCUGCAGGAAUGGAAGUUAAUUACUUUUUAAGUAUUCUUAUAUGAUUUUAUAAAAAAUAGUUAUUAUAUUGAUGUUUAUGAUGAGAUCUUGGUAUCUUAUGAUGUUAUAAUUUGCUAUGUCAUUUAAAGAUAUCUUAAUUUUUCUAUAAGUUUAACCUAAUACAACCAAAGACUAGCAUAUUUUUAAUCAAUUAAUUGUUAUAAUAAAAGUUGUUAUUUAUCUUUAAAUUAUCCCUAAAUUCUUUAAUAAAGUCUGAUUGUUAAUCUAUCAUACCAUUAUAAUAAUCCUAACCUAUCAUAAUAUUAUAAUUAUUACCUAUUAUUAAUUACUACUAUUGAUAUUAAAUAAGUUUAUUUUUUCUUAAUAUUUGCCACUUUUCUCAAUUAUUUUCAAACCAUGUCAAACACUUUCAUCCUUGUCUCUGUUAUAAUAGUUUUACUUUUAGCCCUUUCAAAAUGGAAACAAUCUCUGAUCCAUUUAAGUAGAUACACUCAUUAUCUCGGAAAGUAUUAACUUUUUCUGGAAUUUGUUUUCUAGAACAUUUAAGAAACAAGCUGCUCUUCAAUUUUAUAUUUAUGUUAUUUUUUGUCACUUUUAUUUUUGGGAGAAAAACCAUUACUUACUUUUGAUUUUCAAAUGACAACCUAUAUUAACAAGUCCAUUAAUAGAUGGAAUAUAAAAUAAAUUUAGUGUUGAAAAUUGUGAUUUUCGUCAAUCUGUGAUAUUCCGUUUUUAAGUUUGAGUUGGAGAAGAGUAGUGGAGUAUCAUUUGUGUGGCAGUAUGACAUGCGGCGUUUUUAUAAUGAUAUCGCUUGAUAUCUUCAGAUUUCUUAUAUUUUUAGUACAUUUUUAACAUUUGAAGUUUUUAAGGCAUAUAAAUAUCUGACUUACCAAUAUGUAUUUCAAACAUUUUUGAAAAAUAAAUUUAUAAUAAUAUAAAUAAUAUAUUUAUUAUAUUUUAUUGUAUCAAUAUAAAAUAAAUAAAACCUCUAAUUCAAUAUAAAAAUGAUUAACUCAACUUGAACCAAACUCAGUCUUCUUCUUCUUUGACUUCAUCCCAAUUAUUUGAAGACUGCCACCCUCAUCCUAAACUUCCACUUAAUCCGAGACCCCACAUUGUCUUGAAAUAGAAAUAGACUUGCCAUCCUCUUAUCAUUCUUAAUUGCAUUCAAUCACAUCUUUUUCAGUUUUCUUCUCCCCCUCUUUCUUCCUGUACCUAUUUACAUUAAAAUUCUUACUGAUUCUGAUUCAUCUAUCCUCAUGACAUCAAACCAUCUUAUGUCUAUUUUCUUUUUUUUAUCCACUAUUGAAAUCAGUUUUUUUUUAUUUUAAAAAAAUAUAAGAAAAUCAUAGUAAAUUUUACAUUAGAUAAAUUCAAAUCAGAACAAACUAUAGUUUGUUACUAUAAAUAGUUGAAGUUACAAUGGUUAAAUAAUAAUCAUGUCCAUAAGACCAUAAAUAAUAAAGUCUAUCUUACACAUUAAUACAAUUUCUAUUACAAACCUUAUUUAAUAUUUCUAUAAAUUAUUAUAAUUUUCGUUGGAAAAUAGUAUAAUUACUAUUACCUUUAUUUACCUCAUAUACCUUUAAUAAAUGCUGUUAAAGGUAUAACAUAUAAACAAAACCUAGUAUAAUAUGUUUCUAAGCAUAAUAAAAAGUAUUUUUGUUUAUGAAAUCAAUAAAUUGAAUUUGUAUAAGUAGUAAUGUAAAUUGGUAAUAUUACUUUGGUAAAGUAUUUUAAAAUAAGUAAUUUAUCGGUUAAGUAAUAUAUAUAAAUUAUUUUACUACUUUAUGAAUAUUUAAUUUUUUUAAUUUUUAUAAUCAUAUUUCAUAUAUUCUGAAUUCGGAUAUUCAUAUCAUCAUAUACCAUGUUGUAUAGUUAUAUUUAUUAUUUAUUAGUGUUUGGACCAAGGUGUAUUAAUCCACUUUGCCAUCUUGGUUUGGACCCUUUGGGGCUGAUCGUACGGAUUAGUGUUAACUGAUAAAUAAAAAUAUUAAUAUAUAAAUUACAAUUUAUUAAGUUGUUAUAGGUUAUUAACUUUAAAACUCAUUGAUAGAACUUUACUGUUAAAUGAGCAUUCGAAAAUAUGGGAAGAAUUUGUAAAAUGCACAGUCACUGGACAACAUUAUUAAUAUUACUCUUUUUAUUAAAUUGGGUAAUAAAAAAUAAAUUACCAGUAGAUUUACAACACUAAUAAUAAAGGAUAUUUUCACUUGGUUAUCAAAAUAAUGAUAUACCACUAAGGUUAACUAUCAAAUGUAAGAGACAAAAAAUAUGACCAAUAAUAAUUUUUGAUUUAGAUAUCUAAUAGGUACAUCGUACAUGAACGCUAAAAUAUAAUUUUGUUUUUAUUGAAAAUCCAUCUAAUUAUAUACAGAAUCAAUGUAAUACAGUUUGAAACAUACAAGUUAAGUUAUUUCUACAGUUAAUUUAAGUUGAUUCUUCAGUGAUCUUUUUUUUUGUAUCGAGUUCUGCUGAAGAUAGUGUAUAUUGUUUCAAAUAUUGAACCAAUGUUAACUGUGUUUGUCCUAUGCUUUGCAAACAAUUAUUAUUCACUUGAUUUAUUACAUGAAUCAGUCUUGCUCUGGCAUUAUCAAUAUCUACCAAUUUUCCAUAUUCUAUUGUUUGGUCUUUACUUAAUAACUUUCCAUCAACUAUGCAAGCUAAUAAAAUUAAAUGUGGCAUUUUCUUAAUAAUUUUCAACAAUUUUGGUACCUGUGUAGUACUGCUAUAUACCAUUGAACUGUGUGAUUGAAAUAAUUCUAGUACUGGAGCGUAAUUAGUUUCAGCUAAUCCUUUUUUUAAAGUACUUCUACUAUAAAUAACUUCAUUCAUUCCUGCCAUUUUGAAAGUUUUGUUACAUUUAAAGUUUAUUUCGCCCUUCACUGGAUUCUUAUGAAAUAUUGCAAUCAUUGCACUCUGUUCAAAUAUUUGUUUAACUUCUCGGGCUAAAAUAUUUUCAUACGGGUUAUCUUCAAUGUUUUGUAAUUGUUUGAAGCUGGUUCCAAUCAAUGGUACUUCCAGUGGUUUAGGCCAUGGAUACCGAGGUCUUGCAACUGCUUCAAUGACAGCUCGAUAAUGAUCUGGUUUCCUGGGUUUCUGAACAUUGAUUUUUCUGUAUCGUACACUGAUGACGUUUGGUAAAAAUCCUCUGCUACAAAUUGGUUUAGUUGAACAGUUAAACAUGGUUUUUUUGGUUUUAAUAUUAUUGUUUAAAAUUGUUUAUAAAGAAUUAUUUAUAAUUCAUGUUUUAAGUUACAACGGGAUUAAAAUUAUUUAAAAACGUUCGAUAACCAAUUACAUUAAACUCUUAAACCCUUAGUACUGAUAGUAGAACGAUAAGUCGAUAACCUCAAUUCUUUUUUAUUUUCAAACAAUUGCAUAUACAGUGCAGCCACACAAUAUGUGCUUCCAUUAUUAUUGGUAGUGUCAUGGCCGACAUCAAAACAAUUUUGUUAUUUUGUAAUGUUUAAUAUUUGAUUUUUAUCCAAAGUUUGAAUAGGUAAAUUGAACGAGCAUUCAUUUUUCUCUGUGCAUUUGAAUAAUUUAUUUUGAUUUUUAUUACAUUCAAAAUGGGCUGAGGCCCAAGUACAAUCUACAAAUUAAAUAUAUAUUUAAAAAACAUAUUUUUUGAAUCAUUAACAUUGCAACCCAAUUCUUUGAGAAUUUAAUACUUAAUAAUUUUAUUAACAAUUCCAAAUUAAUUAUUUGACUAUUUUAAUUUCCACCUUGAUCUAUUUAUAGUAUAAUAAUGUAAUAUACUACAGUAUUGUUUAUCAUAACAAUUAAUUUGUUCGUACUAAUUAUUAAUUUAUUGAUUUAGAACAGUAUACACAAUAAUACAUUGCGAUUGUAACAAAUCAACCUCUUUACGGAUUAUUAGUUUUUAAUUUGGCAUUAUUCUAAAUUAACCAACUACAUAACGUUAUUCAAUUAGAUAAUGCAAAUAAUUAAAAAAAAAAAAUAGGUUUGGCGGGUAUUAUAUAUUUUUACUAAUUAAAUUGCACCUAACAAUGAAUAUAUACCGUAUAAGAUAGAUAAGAUAAAACAUUUUUGUAUCUGUAAAAUUAUACAAAAACUGUUUCAGAUUUAAUUUACUACCUACGACGUUCGGUGAAGUAAUUAAUAUUAGAUUCGGAAAAAAUUAAAUGCAUCUAUAUUAUACAAUAUAACGUUUCCAUUUAUCCAUUGUAUCAACCCUAAAUAUUAUUGUAUUUUUAAAUUGCAUUUUUGUUAACAAAAAAACUUGGGAAUAUUAUGAAAAGUAUUGGUCCUUACCGGCUACUUAUGAUUUUAUAUUUUUUAUAUAUAUAUAUAUCUCUAGAUAUUCUAUAAUAUUAUGUUCGGUUAUUGUGAUUACACGAGUAAUAUAACAAAUGUAAACCUAUAACAAUAAUAUAUAACUUAUAACAAUAAUAUAGCUGACAAGCCCAGCAUUGUAAUAUUAUAUUAUUAUGUAAGUAUAUAUUUUUAUAUUAUUCAAAAGUGGUUGGUAAUAUUAGUUACUACGCUUACUUACACACACACACACAACAUAAUAAUUUUUUUUUCUGUUAUAAUAUAUACACGAUUUUCGUCGUAUCGGUUGUAUAAGUCGUUGUGGGCGUGCAAAAUUGUGUUGAGUCGGACGUCUGCGCCGAAAAAAUCAUAUUUAUAUUGUAGACCGUUAUUAUAAUAAUAUAAAUGCUUACAAUAUUAUACUAUUUUAUUUAUGACCGUUCGAGAAAUCCCAUCUAUUAUGUUUUUUUUUUCUUCGUAAUAUUAUUUUCUACUCUAAAUUCUUGUAAGCUAGUCGAAUGUCUAGUUUGCUGAGCCUUUGUAUCUCUAAAAGCUAACAUCAAAUGAACAAUAUGCAAAUUGCUCUAUAGCUUCGUCUCGGUUCGUCGGUCACGGGACAGGCGCCAUGACCGGUAGUCUGAGCUGCUGCUCGUGAUGACGUCGUGCGAGGAAAGGGGUCUGGCCGGCAUUCCAUAAUAAUAAUAAUUUUUGUAAAAAUAUUGUACGCGCUCACGGUUUUAUUAUUAUUAUUACAGUACGUACUACUUUAAUCGUAUUUUCUCAUAUUAUAUUAAUUGUAUUAUUGUAAACGUUUUUCGCCACUUUGAGCCGGCGCUUUACGCUCAUAAUAAAAAGCUAUAGGUAGAGUAAAAUAAAAUAAAAUUAAAUUUGUGUAGUACAAGUACACGAAGUCGUUUUGCUCUAUCGAAAAACCAUCGAAAAAUAAUAACAUUUAUAUAGCUAGUUGUAUAAUUUGUUAAUUAUCUGUAUGUGGAUAUCUAUUAAUAUAUAAAGUGAAAUAUUAUUGUAUAGUUUUGGAUUUUAUUCGUCACGCGCGUUUUUCGAACCCGUGGAAUUUUUGACUUUUUUUCCCCCUCACAGUUCGCUAUUCGUUUCGUGAGAGAGGGAAAGAGCGCCGCCGCACCCCAUUGUCGAAAACCACCUGCCGCCCUCUGAGCAACAGCCAACAGGUUGUUUUGUCAGUUAACGUACCACACUACCGCCAUGUCUGCACUAUAAUAUAGUCUGUAUGUAUUUUAAUAGUACAAUUUGUGUUACCUACUUAAUUUAAAUAACUUAUUAUUUGAUUGUGGGGAGUGUGUAAGUGAAUGUAUAAUACCCACCGUAACCUAUAGUCGAUUAUCAUUUUUUUUUUUUUUUUAAAUUAAUAUUUUCUUCAUCAUUACGUUCGUGGUAUUUUUUCUAAUAAUAUUUUUCCAUGAUGAUUUAUUAUAAUUCAUAGUAGGUAUAUACAAUUACAGAGAAACAUUCAAAAUAUUAACCGGUUGGUAAACCUGAUACACUCUCGUACUCACGCACGCACACAUCAAUUCAUCCAGGCGUGAAACCAUUGUGACUUUCCAUUACAAUGAACCUCAUAUAGGUCCAUUUUUUUGUCGUUAUUAUUUUCUCACAGUUUAUUCACAUUCAACAAUAGAGAUGGUUGCUGACGCGCUCUACAGGUACCCAUUUUGUGGUACUUAUUUUAGACUUUUUUUUUUUAUGUUUUUAAAUCUCAUUUGUUUGGUUGUAAACGAAGUGAAAAAGUAGGAGGAGGAAGGUUAGACCUCGAUAUUAUUAUUAAUGAUCAUGAAAAUUUUAUUACAUUAUUAGACUCAUUUUAACCAAUAUUAUUUUUUAGUGUGUAAAGAAUGGUUAGUCCACGAAGACGGUGCUUUGGCGUAUCAUUUGCAAAAAUUGGAAGGUCAGUCUACUUGCUUUUGUAUUUUUAUUGAACCGAACAGUUAAGAUAAUUUCUAUAAUUUUACAGUUGAUGAACAUUACAAUGGAAAUCGAUCACGUAAUGCCAUCGUUCGUCAAGACUUACCUACUGCUAAAGAGGAGCAAAAGCGCGAAAUACGAGAAGCUGAAGAACGUUAUUGUUCGUUUAUCAAAGAGCAGUGAGUAAAAUAGCUUAAGAUUUAAUUAUUUAGCCUCUCAAAAAUACCUAUAGUUUUAUGCAUAUCAAAUAUGUCAAAAUAUUAUUUGGAUUUCAGAUAAAUUAGAAAACCAUAUUAAAACAUGGAAAUUUAAAUUAACAUUAGGUAUAACUAUUUAUUAAAUUUCUUAAAGAUACAAUAAUAAUAUGUUUUAUGUUUGAAUUAUUAUAAUAUAAUAUAUAAUAUUUUAUAAAUAUGUUUAAAUUGCAUAAAAAUAAAUAAUUGUAGAAAAGUGUAUAUAUCUAUUGCCGAUACAUAUUUAUGUUAACAAAUUUGUAUAUUAUUUAUUUUUAGGGAAAAAAAAGAUCUCAAAAUUGCUUUAGAAUUAGCUGAUCAGUUGGCAGCUCAAAAGCAACCUACUGAAAUUGGAGUUAGGACAAAUCCAAUUGGUGAUAGACCAGGAAUAUUAAAAAAACAAAGUCAACCAGAAUUCACUAGAAAGUAAUUUUUUUUUUUUAAUUAAGGACUAUUUUAGUUAUAAAACAGUAUAUGAAAAUAGAUAUUUUCAAGUUACCAACAUAUUUUGAAAAUUAACACAUUAAAAAAUAAAAUAAAUCAAUUUAAGUAUAAUAGAUAAAUUGAACUUCAACUAGAUAUAUUUAUAGCAGUCUGCAAAAUUUCAAGUACAUGAAGUUUCAUUGUAGUUAAGUAUAAUUAAAAACAACCAAUAACACCACCUUGUUUCAUUAGAAUCUUAUAGAAUACCGAUUUUAAUUCUUGAAAAUAAAAUUAAUUAGGUUAUAAUGUUUAUACAAAAUACAUUUUAUUUAUAUAGUUUCGUAGAAACUGAUGAAUAUACAGAAUUUGAUAUUGAUGAUAUUUUGCAUGACAUUGAUUACGAAGAAGAAGUUAAACGUAGAAUCCAAGAGCAGAAGGAUGCUGUGAGUAAACUCCUUUAGUUUGUAUAAAUAUAUAUUAUAUUGUGUGUUAAAAUCUAGUCAAUGUGUUUGACGGGUGUAGUCUUUAGUGCACGUUAAUAUUUACAAUCGUGACUAGAGUUACACUCGUCAAAUUCAUCAGGCAAAAUAGCAGUGGAUCUAAAGUGGUAAAUAAAAUGUUAAACGUAAUACAUACACUAAACAAUUUAAAACAAAUAAAUGAAUAUUAUGCUUAUAUAAUUCUAAGGAAUUAGCAAAAAGAUUGCAAGAACAAGAAGGACGUUCCCUGUCUAUUGAAGAUCGAGAUAGAUUAAUUGCAAUUGAAACCCAAGACUGUGAAUUGGCUAAACUUUUACAGGACAAGGUAAUUUAGGGUUUGUUUUAUUUAAAAAACUUAAUUUCAAGAAUAUGAUAAUUAUUUUAGGAAAAAGCCCGAUUAAGAAGAGCUCGUGAAAAAGCAAAACAAAAAGCAUUGUUAAAAAAACAGCAACAAUUAGAAGAAUUACCCGAAACUACAGCUUCAAUGCAAGUACCUCUUUCUAAUAUUGCUAUUGCAAUCGACCCUACAUAUAAUUCCAGAAGAACAGAAUUACAACAAGAUGUUCUAUGUAAGUUUUUAAGUUAUUAUUAUUAUUGUUAUUAUUUUUUAACAAUUUCGACUAAAUUUGUCAAUUUUUAAAUUUAUUUCAGAUACAUCUUCUCUCUCAUCAUCUUUAGACGAUGUUCCUCCAUACAUGCCUAUUCAAGGACAACGUCGCAAUAAUCAAACAGAUAAAAAAAAAAAGUCUAAAGCAACUGAUGGUGUUGCAUCAUUUUUUAAAGUGUUCAAAUGAUUUAAGUUUUUACGGUGAAAAUACAAAAUAUGAUAUUUUCAUAGCAAUUUACUAUUAAUCAAAACUUCAUAUUCCACCAAAUUAUUAAACUGUUAUUAUUUUUUAUAAUGUACUUAAUUAUUAAAAAAAAAAAAAAUUAUUUUUCGUAAGUAAGAUUGUUUCUUAUUCUAUUGUAGUGGGAAGUAUUGAAUUAUUUUGAAAGUUUCUUUCAGACAUAAUUAUGGUUUAAUUUUUUUCAAUAAGUGCAAUAACGAUAUAUACAUUAUAGUGUUGAAUAUAUUUUAAGUUAUUUACUAGGUACAUUCAUAUUUUUGUUAUGAAUUUGUAAUAUUGGUUGAUUCAUUAAGUUUUAUGUCUAGUACAAUUUAAACGGAGGCUAGAGAAACAAGUGUAACUGACCUGGCUACCAAAAAUAUUUUAUUAUUUGUUUAUUCCUCGAAUCAAUUUAUUGGAAUUCUUUUUUCAUUAAUAAUAUUAUUUGGUUGUCAGUACUUCAAAUUAAGAAGUAUAACAAGUAUACCUUUUAGGUUAAAAUAACAACUAAUGUAAAUAUUUGAAAUAUUUUGUAUCUCAAUCCAGUGGCAUACCCAGGAAUUUUCAAUGGGAUUGGAUGCAGUAAAUAAAUUACAUAAUCAUCUUCUAUACCCAAUUUGACUAUGUGUAAUAAUUGUUAAUUUAAAAGCCAAUUUUGAAAAAUCAGAAGCUUGUGAGACGAGAAGGAAUUUCAACUGAUAACAGUAUGCAGGGGAUAGGCGUCACCAUAGACCAGUGGUUCUUAACCGGUGUUCCGUGGAUUUGGUAUAAGUGUUUCACUAAAAUUUUAAAAUAUGUGAAAAAAAAUUUUUAGUUCCAUUGUCUUAACAUUUUAACUUUUAUGGACUUCCAAAACACAAAAGUAUAAGACGUGUAUAACAAUAACUUUCUAGUGUAUAGAAUCAUUUUAGGUUUUGUUGUUUUAUUUUUGUACACUAAAACUUUAUCGUUAACUUUCAAAUUAUUUGUGUCUGUAUUUCUAUAAUAUAGCUUAUUAUUAUAUACCAAAUUUAAAAAAAUUUCUGAAAAAGCAAUUUCAAUUUUAUUACAAUUUUCAACCUAAUACUUGUGUGAGCUUGGAUUUUCAACAUUGACGAAUAUCAAAACAAAGAAACGAGAAAGGCUUACAAAUAUUGAAGAGGAAAUGAGAGUAGCAAUAUCCUACAUACGGCCAGAUAUUGAAAAUAUCUAAAAAUCAUCAGGCACAAAUAUCUCAUACAAAUUAUUUUAAAGUUUUUUUAACUUUUUAUAUUAUUUUUUAGUAACUAACACUAACAUUUAUGGCAUGCAAACAAUUAUGCUAUGCAUUCAUUGUUGAUACAUUAAAAAAUGUAUGUAUUACUAUUUUAUUUUACGGUUGUGUUCCGCGUAAAUCUUACAAAAUGUUAAGUGUUCCAUCAUUCAAAAAAGGUUAAGAACCACUGCCAUAGACCAUAGGAAUCCAGGAUCAGAAGUCUAAAAAUACAAAAUAUAUUCAAUUUUCAAUUUUAAUUACAUAAUAAUAUAUAAUUAAUAUUCAUUUUAAAAAUGUAAAAAUAUUAAAAUGUUUUUUUAUACCUAUAUAUGAUAUUAUAUUUUUUAAAACAAUGUUUAUGCCAAUCCUAAGUAUAAAAACAAGCUGUCAUCCAAUCAUCAAAAAUCGUGACUAUUUUUAUGUACAUAUAUUUUAAAUGUUUUUUGACUAUUAAAAAAUUAGGGGCAUCGCCUCCUCCCCUCCCACGCAAUAACAUGGGAGCAGAUACGGCUAAAAAAUCGGAGAUAUCUUUAGUAGUCGAACCACUAUAAAGUGUAAAUUUAAAUGUGUAGAUAACCAUGCUACGAACAAAUUUUUAACUUAUCUUGAC